Acromyrmex echinatior (Panamanian leafcutter ant) is the source of this 1201-nucleotide messenger RNA. RefSeq lists its product as uncharacterized. NCBI's taxonomy places the organism in Eukaryota, Metazoa, Arthropoda, Insecta, Hymenoptera, Formicidae. The record is from RefSeq and is a predicted model, not a curated record.
CCAGAGAGAUACGUAAAUGGCGCAGGAAGUUCCUGAACCGACAUACGAGCCGGAAGUCGAAGAAGACGCAAGGAGAAAGCGUGAGCACCGAGUUGUUCAGGAGGGCACGGCGUUAUGGAGGCGACGGAAGGAGGAGCUGCAACGUCAAAAGCACCGCGAGCAACGUGAACUGCAGGAAAUUCUGGCCAAUUACUCGCCGUGGGGUAAGCCAGGUGGCGGCGCGCCCUGCGCGGCCACCCUGAGGAAGAGAAACGUGCCCCUGGAGCCGCUCGAACCAUUGAGAUGUCACAGUUUCGGUCAGGGUUGGACGAGCAACUCGACCAUCGACAGACUAUACAAGAGGAACACGGACCCUCCGGCUGUUGUGGACGUGAAUAAAUUCUACGAUGACAGGGCGACGCCAGGUAUUGCUUCGGAAACACAAUUGCAAGACCCGAGGAAUUUCUAUAAGGAGGAGGUUCAGGUGUAUAAACUUACGGGUGGUGUCGAAUUGGUACCUUUGUUAACCAGCAGACGCCAUCAGUCGUAUCCACAGUCCAGCCGAUAUCUCGCCACGGAUGCCACUCGUCCGGGAUACACGAUAGAAUCGCUUCGCGCGCUUGGCGUUGAUAAUCGAGAGUACAUCGCGGAUCUCGCUGAGCAAAUACGACGUAAGCGGGACAGGGCGUUGGAAGAACGGCGGAUCGAACAAGAGAGUUGUCGCAGGCACUUCGAUACUUGGAAAAGGCUGUGGGGUAGACCCGGCCACGGUGCCCCCAUAGAUCACACACAACGGAACAAUCUCUACAACAUCCUCCAUCGACCGGCUAUCUAUUGAAUUUUCCCGUAAAGCGCCUUCGAGCGAGCGUAAAAGCGGAGGUGACUCCGUCUUUCUGCAAAAUGCCGCCUUUUAUUAUACGAAACGAAUAAGGAGAAGGCUAUUAGAUACCAGCGACCAACACGAGAUAGGAAGUAUCGUUUCCAUAGGAGAUAGUAGAGCAUAAUAUAUAAAUAAUCUUCCUGGUUCUUCGAGGAGGAUGAUAGUGAGCGAAGUGCAUAAUAUAAUCCCUCAAUUAAAUGUAGAUUAAAAUCUCUCUUAUGCAGACCGUUUAUUUUCAAAGUCAAUCAAAUUUUGUAACGUACAUAAGAAAUUUAACUGGAUACCGUGUUUGAGAUUCGUCGGUUUUAAUAAGAUUUUAAUGAAAAUUAUUUUCAAAAUAAG